UCUCUCUCUCUCUCUCUCUCUCUCUACAUACAUGGGCAACUCAUUCCCUUGCAUGGCUCAUGGAGCUACUCCUAAUGUUUCGAAGGAGAAGCUUCAUGGUUGCACCGUUUUCUUCAACCAACUCCAUAAGUUGAAGCAAAAGCCCAGGGCAAAAGCUCAUCGUGUAGCAAAGGAGACAAAUAAUGGCUCCAAUAUGGCUCUCUCAAAGGAUCAACACAUGAAUGAUGGUGGUGGUGGUGGUCAUGAGAAGGGGAUCAUUAGAGUGAAGGUGGUGCUCACGAAGAAGGAGGCGGCGCAGCUGCUCUCGAUGUGCGUCCACGGAGAGAAGGACGUGUCGAGAAUCGCGAGCGAGCUCAAGCGAUCGAUGGAAAUGAGUAGACUUGCGAGCGGAGUCCCGCGCCGCAUGGGGUGGCGGCCGGCGCUUGCGAGCAUCCCUGAGGAGUGGGAGUAAUGCUGUUACGCGACUGUUUCUGAGCUGUUUCCUAUCAGAUCGAUCUUUCGGGUCGUACAGUAGGCUUUUGCGCGCUCACAGGAAAUAGUUGUUAGAGAUAGAGAGAAAGAGGGGGAUCGAUAUGGGAUGAGAGGAGAUGUGAAAAGAAAAGUAGUGCUCCCCUCCCAUUGAAUGCUUAGAGAGAGAGAGAGAGAGAGAGA
This is a messenger RNA of Ananas comosus (pineapple), 651 nucleotides long. RefSeq lists its product as uncharacterized. The transcript has a single exon. The record is from RefSeq and is a predicted model, not a curated record. Lineage: Eukaryota; Viridiplantae; Streptophyta; Magnoliopsida; Poales; Bromeliaceae. The coding region runs from base 32 to 451 and encodes 139 amino acids.